AUGGCGGACAAGAUGGACAUCGAUGCCGUCAACGGCGAGAAACAGGCAGAGAGCGUCGGCCCAGCGCCUGACCUGCCACCAGAGCGAAUCAUCACCAACAACUUCGCUCUCAUCAACGAGGCAGUAGACAGCUUCGACUCGCGAUUCACCCUCAGAGCCCUCCGCAGCAUCGCAACCCUCCGCAAAGCAUCCAACUUCCCCGACGCCUUGAUCGCCGGCAUUCGCACAGCAUACCCAAAAGCAUCGAAUCGGGGACGGCAAAUAUUGGAAGAGCUGCUACCGGAGAAGCAUCAGCAAAACGGCACAUCUGCGUCAGCAGGCAAGGAAGCGCCGGAAGAGCAGACACACCCCGAGAUCUGGGCGUAUCUGGGUGUUUUGGUUCAGGUCUAUCUGCACGACAAUGGCGAGUUUGAGAAGGGCGCAGAGUUCAGCGAGAACUUCGUGGAGAGGAUUCGCAGCUGGAAUCGACGAACGCUUGACCAGAUCGGAGCCAAGGCAUACUUCUAUUACGCGUUAUUCCACGAGAACCUCGACCCGAAGCCGCCGUCGAAGCAAUCGCCGGUCAUCGAUACCCGACCGAAGCUGCUCGCAGCCCUUCGCUCGGCUGUCUUGCGCAAGGAUACUGACACACAGGCCGCCGUGACAGUGCUGCUCUUACGCAACUACAUCAGCACCGCCGACAUCACCCAAGCCGACCUUCUCGUUGCUCAGACGCAGUUCCCGAUGACCGCUUCAAACAACCAAGUAUGCCGCUACCUGUACUACCUCGGCCGCAUCCGCGCUAUCCAACUCGCCUACACCCAAGCACACGAACAUCUGGAGUCCGCCACGAGGAAGUCGCCCACCACUGGUCCUGCUGUUGGCUUCUACCAGCAAGCUACCAAGCUCUUGAUCGUGGUGGAGCUUCUUAUGGGUGACAUUCCCGACCGAUCGCUGUUCCGCCAGCCUGCUCUCGAAGCCGCCCUCUACCCAUACUUCAAACUCGUACAAGCCGUGCGUGUCGGCGAUCUCCAAGCCUUCCUCAAGUGCUCCACUGUCAACGAGCCUCAGUUCCGAAAAGAUGGCACAUACACUCUUAUCCUCCGUUUACGGCAAAAUGUCAUCAAGACGGGCGUGCGCAUGCUCUCGCUUUCAUACUCCCGCAUUUCUCUGCGUGAUAUCUGCACUCGGUUGGGCGUGGAUUCUGAAGAGUCGGCUGAAUACAUCACUGCGAAGGCUAUUCGUGACGGAGUGAUUGAGGCUUCUCUCGAUCACCAGAACGGACACAUGGUGACGGUGCCACAAAAGGACGCCUACAGCACCACGGAACCCUCAGAGGCGUUCCACGCACGUAUCAGUGCGUUGCUGGGCAUGAGGGAUGAGUGUGUCAUGGCUAUGAGAUAUCCGAUGAACAAGCACCGUCAAGAGAUUGCUGAGGCAGCAAAGGCUCGUGAGCGGGAGCGCGAGUUGGCCAAGGAGAUCAUCGAGGGCGAAGGCGACGCCGAUGAUGGUGACGAUGGCGGGUUUGAGGGGAUGUAA
This is a messenger RNA of Zasmidium cellare ATCC 36951, 1518 nucleotides long. RefSeq lists its product as uncharacterized. The record is from RefSeq and is a predicted model, not a curated record. NCBI's taxonomy places the organism in Eukaryota, Fungi, Ascomycota, Dothideomycetes, Mycosphaerellales, Mycosphaerellaceae. Gene Ontology annotation, biological process: regulation of protein catabolic process; ubiquitin-dependent protein catabolic process. Gene Ontology annotation, cellular component: proteasome regulatory particle, lid subcomplex; proteasome complex. The transcript has 3 exons. Gene Ontology annotation, molecular function: enzyme regulator activity. Bases 1 to 1518 code for a protein of 505 amino acids.